GACUGGGACUUUGGGACUCCACCAGCACAGAGGCCAGAUGUGUGCAGCUGCCUGAGGGAUGCUGGGCUCCGUCUCCCCGAUUUAGUCAAACAGAAUUUCUCGACACCGGGACAGAAACACGAGGAUCAUGCCGGGCCACCGCAGAGGAAAGAGUCUGUCGGACGCCAUCACCCUGGAGCUGUCAGAGGAAGGAAGCCGGCUCAUCUCCAGCAUCAACACCCAGCGUCUGGAGAAAGGGGAUGAAGUUUCGGGGGAGCAGUUUGAUGACAGAGUCCCAGUCCUCACCAGGAGCAACCUGAGCAAGAGCCUCGAUAAUCUGGACCAGUUAUCGAGUCCCAAGACGAUGCUGAAGGAUUCCUACAACAAACUCUACAAUGCCAAAAUCAAGAGGUUUAUGAAGGAGGAUUUGCGCGGUGCCGAUGAAAGUCGUGAAAACAGCAAACUGGCCGUGGGCGGCUUGUCCAAGGUCGGCCUGAAGCACGACAUGGACCUGCCUCGCCUCGGAGUGGACUUUGGACUCAUGAAAACCAAGAGACGCCAAACAUCUGAAUCUGAAGAUGACGCUGAUUCAGAAUCUGAUGACACAACGUUAACAUACGGCAGCAAUCUGAAUCUGCCCCCGUUGGGUCUGGGCUCGGGUAGGGCUGCUCGAAGUGGAACCCAGGAACCGAGAUGGAAUCUGAACACGGACCGUCCAUCAGUUGACCUGUCACUGCCAAAUAUUGAAAGACCUCAGAUUGGACUGGAAGGUAAAGGAACUUUUGAGGCUCCAAAAUUCAAUCUGCCUGACCUGGGUCUCUCUGGACCUUCUCUAAGUGGAACAGAUUAUAAACUGGAGACACCAGAUAUCAAUAUCCCAGAUGUUCCUUCACGUAAAAUCAAUGUCAAGCAUUCCAAGAAACUGAAAAAGCCAAAUCUAAAUGUGGAUGAUUUCUCCGGUUAUGUGGAGUCACCUAAAUUUAGUCUAUCUGGGAGAUCCCCUGACUUAGACCUAGAAAUGCCAGGUGCACCACAGCUUGAUCUCAAUGGACCAGACAUUGAUAUGAACUCACAUGAAUUCAAAAUGUCUCUGAAGAAGCCAAAGAUCGAUCUUAAGUCUCCAGGUUUAGAUUUGGAUGCUCCUGACGGUAAACUCACAAUGCCCAAAUUUGGAUUCUCUGGGAACGGUGAAGCUAGAAUGCCAGAUCUCAAAACACCAAAGAUAAGAGGUGAGAUUCACGCCCCUGAUGUGAAUCCACCCAGAACCGACCUGACGGCUGCGGCUGGACAAUACAAGGCUCCGAGGUUUCAAAUGCCCAGAUUUGAUUUACCAGAUGUUGAAGUUCCAGAUUUGAAUGAAAACUUCGAGGGACCAGAUCUGCAUUUGUCUGCACCAAAUCUCAGAGCUGGAAAGUUAGACCCAAACUUUAAUGUCCCCUCGGCCGACAUUUCAGGUCAUUCUGGAAAAAUCAAAAUGCCAGGCUUUGGGCUCAAAAAACCAAAGCUUGACCUCAAUACCCCUGAUAUGGAUAUUAAUAUGCCCUCUGGUAAAUUAGACCUGGAUGCGGAUGUUCCCUCUGGAAAAAUGAAAUUACCAAAAUUUAAGCUCUUUGGAACAUUGCCCAAGGGUAAAGAUGUGGAUGUGAACGCGGGGAUGAAAACACCCGAGCUAAAUCUAAAAUCCCCAAAGCUAAAAGGCAUAGAUGCUCCUGAUGUGAGUUUACCAAACAUGGACCUCCACGCCCCAGAUGUCAACAUUGGUUCACCCAAAUGGAAAUUCAGUAAACCAGGGUUUGACAUUGAUUCACCUUCACUUGACCUGAAAGGCCCGAGGUCAAACCUGGAGAUGCCGAAUGCCGAUAUCGGAGGUUUUUCUGGAAAAAUGAAGAUGCCAGAUUUUGGAUUGUCAGGACCGAAGAUUAAAGGGUUCGGUGGCGAGGUGAACACUCCAGACUUUGACCUUUCAGCCCCCAAAUUACAAGUUGGUUCCCCAGAUCUGGAUUUACCUGAGAUGCACUUUAAUAAACCCAAACUGGAUCUUUCUGGUCCAGAUGUCGACCUAGAUUUGCCCUCAGGUAAAUUCAAAGGACCAGCAAUAAAGAAACCGAACUUUGGCCUGAAUGCUCCUGACAUGCACAUUGACACUCCCAAGGGCAAGUUCCAGAUGCCUAAAUUCAACCUCUCCAGCACGUUGCCAAAAGGACCAAAUUUGGACAUAAAUGCCGACCUGAAAUCACCAGAUCUAAAUUUGAAAGCACCAAAGAUAAAGGGGGGGAUUGAGACCCCUGACUGGGACUUACCCAACAUGGACCUUAAAGCCCCCAAGUUAGAGGUUAAAUCUCCAGAUGUCAACAUUGGUUCACCCAAAUCUAAAUUCAAACUGCCCAAAUUCAAGAUGCCUAAGUUUAGUGUUCCAAGUUUAAAAGGACCCGACAUCAGUGGUAAUUUAGAUGGUCCAGACAUGGACAUCAAUGCACCGAAGCUCAACCUCAAAGGUCCUAAAGGGGGUUUAGAUUUGCCAGAUUUUGAUAUUUCUGGUCCAUCUGGAAAAUUCAAAAAGCCAAAUUUUGGGCUGUCUGGUCCAAAGUUAGAUGGCCCUAACUUAGACCUCAGAUCACCUGACCUAGAUCUGUCUGGUCCCAACCUCAGCGGUGGGAUAAAUGCACCAGACAUUAACAUGCCCAAGGUCGACCUUAAAGGUCCCAAACUGGACUUAAAUGCUCCAAAGCUCAAUCUAGACAUGCCGUCAGGUAAAAUGAAAAUGCCAGAGCUUCAUUCCCCAGACUGGGAUGUGAAAGCUCCCUCAGGCAAAUUGAAAAUGCCAAAGUUCAGCCUCCCAAGCUUAAAAGGACCUGAAAUUGAUGGAGACUUUGAUGGUCCAGACAUGGACAUCAAUGCACCAAAGCUCAACCUCAAAGGUCCUAAAGGGGGUUUAGAUUUGCCAGAUUUAGAUAUUUCUGGUCCGUCUGGGAAAUUCAAAAAGCCUAACUUUAACCUGCCUAAUUUGGGGCUGUCUGGUCCAAAGUUAGAUGGCCCCAACUUGAACCUGAAAUCCCCAAACCUAGAUCUCUCUGGUCCCGACCUCAGCGGUGGGAUAAAUGCACCAGACAUUAACAUGCCCAAGGUCGACCUUAAAGGUCCCAAACUGGACUUAAAUGCUCCAAAGCUCAAUCUAGACAUGCCGUCAGGUAAAAUGAAAAUGCCAGAGCUUCAUGCUCCAGACUGGGAUGUGAAAGCUCCCUCGGGCAAAUUGAAGAUGCCAAAGUUCAGCCUCCCAAGCUUAAAAGGACCUGAAAUUGAUGGAGACUUCGAUGUGCCAGAUGUUGAUUUAAAUGCACCAAAGCUCAACCUCAAAGGUCCUAAAGGGGGUUUAGAUUUGCCAGAUUUUGAUAUUUCUGGUCCAUCCGGGAAAUUCAAAAAGCCCAACUUUAACCUUCCUAAUUUUGGGCUAUCUGGUCCAAAGUUAGAUGGCCCCAACUUAAACCUUAAAUCCCCAAACCUAGAUCUCUCUGGUCCUGAAUUCAGCGGGGGGAUAAAUGCACCAGACAUUAACAUGCCCAAGGUCGACCUGAAAAGUCCCAAACUGGACUUAAAUGCUCCAAAGCUCAAUCUAGACAUGCCGUCAGGUAAAAUGAAAAUGCCAGAGCUUCAUGCUCCAGACUGGGAUGUGAAAGCUCCCUCGGGCAAAUUGAAAAUUCCAAAAUUUAACCUUUCAGGCACUUUGCCAAAAGGACCAAAAAUGGACAUAAACACAGAUCUGAAUGCACCCAACAUGGACCUUAAAGCUCCAAAGUUGGACGUGAACACUCCUGAUGUCAACAUUGGUUCCCCCAAAGCAAGAUUUAAACUGCCCAAAUUCAAGAUGCCUAAAUUUAAUCUUCCAAGCUUCAAAGGGCCUGAGAUCGAUGGACACUUGGACGCCCCAGAUGUUGAUGUGAAUGUCCCCAAUGUCAAUGUGAAAGCUCCUAGAGCCGAUUUAGACUUGCCAGAUUUUGAUAUCCCUAGUCCAUCUGGAAAUUUCAAAAUGCCAAACUUUAACAUGCCUGACUUGGGGCUUUCUGGUCCAAAGUUGAGUGGACCUAAGUUGGACCUCAGAUCACCUGACCUAGAUCUGUCUGGUCCCGACCUCAGCGGUGGGAUAAACCCACCAGACAUUAACAUGCCCAAGGUCGACCUGAAAGGUCCCAAACUGGACUUAAAUGCUCCAAAGCUCAAUCUAGACAUGCCCUCAGGUAAAAUGAAAAUGCCAGAGCUUCAUGCUCCAGACUGGGAUGUCAAAGCUCCCUCAGGCAAAUUGAAAAUGCCUAAAUUGAACCUUUCAGGCACUUUGCCAAAAGGACCAAAAAUCAACACAGAUCUGAAUCUUAAAGCUCCAAAAAUAGAGGGAGGACUUAAUGCCCCUGACUGGGACUUACCCAACAUGGACCUUAAAGCUCCAAAGUUAGACAUGAACACUCCGGAUGUCAACAUCGGUUCACCCAAAGGAAAGUUCAAAAUGCCAAAACUGAAAAUGCCAAAGCUUAACCUCCCAAGCUUAAAAGGACCUGAAAUUGAUGGAGACUUCGAUGUGCCAGAUGUUGAUUUAAAUGCACCAAACCUUAAAGGGGGUUUAGAUUUGCCAGAUUUUGAUAUUUCUGGUCCAUCCGGAAAAUUCAAGAAACCAAACUUUAACAUGCCUGACUUGGGGCUGUCUGGUCCAAAGUUAGAUGGCCCCAACUUGAACCUGAAAUCCCCAAACCUUGAUCUGUCUGGUCCCGACCUCAGCGGUGGGAUAAAUGCACCAGACAUUAACAUGCCCAAGGUCGACCUGAAAGGUCCCAAACUGGACUUAAAUGCUCCAAAGCUCAAUCUAGACAUGCCCUCAGGUAAAAUGAAAAUGCCAGAGCUUCAUGCUCCAGACUGGGAUGUCAAAGCUCCCUCAGGCAAAUUGAAAAUGCCUAAAUUGAACCUUUCAGGCACUUUGCCAAAAGGACCAAAAAUCAACACAGAUCUGAAUCUUAAAGCUCCCAAAAUAGAGGGAGGACUUAAUGCCCCUGACUGGGACUUACCCAACAUGGACCUUAAAGCUCCAAAGUUAGACAUGAACACUCCGGAUGUCAACAUCGGUUCACCCAAAGGAAAGUUCAAAAUGCCAAAACUGAAAAUGCCAAAGUUUAACCUCCCAAGCUUAAAAGGACCUGAAAUUGAUGGAGACUUCGAUGUGCCAGAUGUUGAUUUAAAUGCACCAAACCUCAAAGCUCCUAAAGGGGGUUUAGAUUUGCCAGAUUUUGAUAUUUCUGGUCCAUCCGGAAAAUUCAAGAAACCAAACUUUAACAUGCCUAAUUUGGGGCUGUCUGGUCCAAAGUUAGAUGGCCCCAACUUGAACCUGAAAUCCCCAAACCUUGAUCUGUCUGGUCCCGACCUCAGCGGGGGGAUAAACCCACCAGACAUUAACAUGCCCAAGGUCGACCUUAAAGGUCCCAAACUGGACUUAAAUGCUCCAAAGCUCAAUCUAGACAUGCCGUCAGGUAAAAUGAAAAUGCCAGAGCUUCAUGCUCCAGACUGGGAUGUGAAAGCUCCCUCGGGCAAAUUGAAGAUGCCUAAAUUGAACCUUUCAGGCACGUUGCCAAAAGGACCAAAUAUCAACACAGAUCUGAAUGCACCUGAUUUGAGUCUCAAAGCACCAAAGAUAAAGGGCGGACUUAGUGCCCCUGACUGGGACUUACCCAACAUGGACCUUAAAGCUCCAAAGUUAGAUGUUAACACUCCAGAUAUUAACCUUGGCUCACCAAAAACAAAGUUUAAAUUACCCAAAAUGAAAAUGCCUAAAGUUAGUCUACCGGGCCUGAAAGGACAUGACAUUGACGGCGGUUUAGACGUCCCAGAUUUGGAUAUUAAUGCGCCGGACGUCAACCUCCGAGGGUCCAAACCUGGCUUUGAAAUGCCAGAUGUGGACUUCGGUGGCCCGUCAGGAAGAAUCAAAAAGCCACAUUUAAAAAUGCCUGAUGUGGGUUUUUCUGGUCCAUCGUUGGACGGCCCAAACUUUGACGUCAAGACACCGGAUUUCAAUCUCAAAGCUCCAAAAAUUAAAGGUGGACUUGAUGCUCCCAAACUGGACUUCCCAGGUGUUGACCUCAAAGCUCCGAAGUUCGAUAUGAACGCUCCAGAUGUCAACAUGGAUUUAACGUAUGCAAAGGUCAAAAAGCCCAAAAUUAAGACACCAAUAAUGCCAAAUGUUGAUUUAGACGGCCAGCUGCGGGGACCUGAUCUGAAUUUACCAAAUGUUGACGUCAAUGGUGCAAAAGGAAAAUUCAAAAUGCCAAGUUUAAACGCACCAGACCUUAGUCUCUCUGGACCGAAGGCAAAAGUACCGGACAUAAAUCUUUCAGCGCCUAAACUGAGAGGCCCUGGUUUAAGUGCACCUGAUAUAAAUCUACCAAAUUCAAAUUUCAAAAGUCCCAAGUUCAACCUCAAUGCAAAACGACCAGAUCUGGGAAUAGAUGGUAACUUAGGCCGACCUGACAUGAACUUUAAUGCCCCUCAGGUCAAAGGAGGAAUGAGGGGUCCAGACUUUGACAUGCAUGUUCCCUCUGGAAACUUCCAGGGUCCUCAGGCUGAUCUGGAUCUGACAGACCGAAAAUUCAAAGUCCCUUCUUUCAACCUUCCUCAGUUUGGAAGUCAAGAUCUGAAUCAGGGCUUUUCUUCUCCCAAUGCAAAGCUGAAUGUGAAACCAGUUGAUUUAAAGGGGAACAUCUCAGGACCGAGGGUCAAUGCUCCAAACAUGGACCCCCGCUUUCCCACAGCGGCACCACGGAGUCCAGGGCUGCAUUACAAAUAUCCAGAUCUCAACGUUGAUGAUCCUUCACUAAAUUUCCGAGGACCUUCUUACCAGAAUCGCAGAUCAGACAUGAGGAUUCCUGAUCUGGACGUAGAUGGAGGCGUCAGACUUCACCACAGCGAUAGAAGGUCACAUAGAAACCCCCCCCCCAGCUUCCCUCUGGCGGACGCAGUGUUUGGUCGCCGUUCAGAUCUCAACAUCGAUGACUUCACGGGAAAGGAUCACGUACUUAGAGCCAGAGGUGCGAAGCUGGACGUCCAGGCCUCACGGGACUACAGAUCGGGGUUCCCCCCAUCAGGUCUGGACAUUGACGUGAUGGACGCCGUGCACACCCGCAGGAUUCCAGCUGGGGACAUAUAUGCAAAGCACCAGAGAACAGCCCGACCUGAUGUUAGUGCACGAGAUCCCAGGAUACGAGUACCCAACAGUUCAGACGGAUACUACGUCACUUCCUUCCCCGCUCACACGCAGAACCAGAGGAUGCCAAAUCGUAAAUACAACACUCUCGGAGGACUUGACUUUCACUCAGGAAACAUGGAACUCGAAGUUCCAAAUCAAAACGAGCCGAGAGGUUCAAAUUUCGUUUUCGCCGACCUUGUGUAGGUUUCCUGCUUCCACAAGCGACGGCAACAUUUUCUGUUCAUAUGCUUUUUGUAUUGGUGGAUUUGUUUAGUCACUUAAGAUGUAUUAUGAUGUAUAAUUUUCAUCAAAUGUAUAAUUUUGUAUUUGAAUUGUGGACAUAAAACAGCUUUGUAAUGAUGCAAAUUACUUUAUAAAGCUGUAUUCUUGCACUUAUGUUAUAUAAUAUGAGAUUUAAUACUACACAACACUUGCUGUUUGUAUGUACAUCAAAGUUACAAUAUUGUAAAAUCACUUAAUACUAAUUUUACUGCUGAUGUUGAAAGUCGAGGAGGAAACUCCGGGAUUACAAGGACAAAAAGUGAUUUUGUGUUUAAUUAUCCAUAUUUUUGCAUAUUUUUCUAUUGUUUUGUACAAAUGUUCUGAAAAAGCUUCCGUAUUUUAUAUUCAAUAGAAAUGUAUAUAGUUAAGAUUUAUUUUAUGUUUUUGCUUCUGACAUGUUUGAGCUGUACGUUAAUGAAAUAAUAAUGAAGUAUUUAAGAUGACUAUACUGUGUAUAUCUAAAUAUGUAAACAGACCAUUUAAAGGUGAAAAUUAAACACUUGAAAAUGUU
Messenger RNA from Pleuronectes platessa (European plaice), 7988 nucleotides. Its product is annotated as neuroblast differentiation-associated protein AHNAK. Lineage: Eukaryota; Metazoa; Chordata; Actinopteri; Pleuronectiformes; Pleuronectidae. The coding region runs from base 128 to 7399 and encodes 2423 amino acids. Gene Ontology annotation, cellular component: cytoplasm; nucleus. The record is from RefSeq and is a predicted model, not a curated record. Gene Ontology annotation, biological process: regulation of RNA splicing. The transcript has 6 exons.